UCCGAGAGUUGGUGAUGGACAGGGGGGCCUGGUGUGCUGCGAUUCAUGGGGUCACAAAGAGUCGGACACGACAGAGCGACUGAACUGAACUGAACUGACACAAUAUCCUUUCUGUGUUGGUGCUUGUAUUUAAGACUGUAAAUCUCAUCAGCUUUUGCACAGUUAAUGUCUCUAUUAGACUCAUUAAAAAAGUAUCUUCUAUGGUUAAUAAAAUGUAAAGACUGCACCUGCUAUUAUGCUAGCUUUCAUUCUUACGUAUUUUCACAGGGAACUUGCUUUAAUGAAUUUAUUGUGAGAAGUUUUAAAUCAAAUUCUAUGUCAGGAUUUUACAUUAAUGUCCAAGAGGUGGUUAGAUUUGUUCAACGUUAAACUAGGUAUUAUGGUAACUUCCUCAUCAGUUAAAUUACUAAUUUAAAGUAUAACAUGUUUUUGAUUAAGAGAAACUAACUUAUAGAGAGAUUUGGCUGAGAAUAGACACCUGUUAAGGCCCUUUGUUGUACAGAAUGCUGUGCUUUAAUAAAUCAUGAUGUUGUAAUAGAAUGGUAUCUUCCUGAGUAAUAAUUUAUAGUGUUCCUCUAGUAAAUCUUGAAUAGCUUAUUUAACUUCUGUGGUCAAAAAAAAUGUUCUGCUUCCAGUCACAUUUCUCUAAAUCUUCAUGUCACUUACAUGUUUGCCAUCAUUUUUGCUUUACUGUAUUUGCCUCUACGGAUUCUUGAAAUUUUAGCUUCAAAGUCGCAAUGAAUCUGGUUUCUCUUCAUUUCUUUGCAUGCAUCUGUCAGCCUAGUGAUUUAAGGAAGCAGCGUCGAAAGGUAAACUAUUUAGUAAUUUAGCAGGCCUUUGUUUCUCUGUGAAGUAUUGAAGAGUCCUUAUCGUUUAACGUGAAUGAACACUGUGUGGUUAUGUCCUGGUGAAUAAUUGACGGUUUAAUGGAAGUGAUGAAACUCACCCACCACUUAAAAUGUGCUGAUGGUUCUGUUGGAAAUUGGUCAUUCGUUGGGACAAUUGUAACAGUGUGCCUUUCUCCCACUUGUUGGCCUUCUGAUCAUCUCAUGCUUGUUUAUAAUAGACAUAGUAUUAUUUAUUAUUUUUAAAAUGUUCUUUACUUAUGUUUUUGGCCAUGCUGCACAGCUUAUGGGAUCUUAGUUCCCCAACCAGGGAUCAGACCAGUGUCCCGGCAGUGAAAGUGCCAAGUCUUAACCUCUGGACCACCAUGGAAUUUCCACUUAGUGUUUUCUUAUAAGAAAUGACUGAAUCAGAGCCAUAGAUGUUAGAUUUGCGGGAAGCCAAUUUAAUGAUGGUGGGUAGCAGUGUGCAGGAGACUCUGUGUGCCGGGCACAUGCUUUCCGAGUCUGUCAUCUCAUCCCCAGGUGAGGUCCAGUCUACUGCUAUCCCCAUUCAGCAGACAUAGACACUGAGGCUUAGGGAGGCCGGGCACCCUGCCCAGGCUCUCACACCCAGCAGCGUGGUGCAGACUGGUCUGAUCAGAGCCUGGACACUUAAACAUGGUGCCAUCCAGCCACCUUUCCUCCAGAGGCUCUCGUGUCCAUCACGGCAUCCCUGAUGGAGGGAGCAUCAGGAGGGAGCUCUCUGCCUCUCCCCUCGGGUCACUUGGAUGAGCCCCUGUUGUUGGAGUCCAGUGCCCCAAGGGCUGGCCUUCCUUGUCCCUCUCCUGCUCCCAGCCCGCUGACCGAGCACUCCUGGGCCUUCCCGCAGGACUGGGGUGGCUGUGCUCCAGUUCAGGCAGCUCAGUGCCGGGGAGCCCUUCUGCUGGGCACAUCAGACCAGCGCCGUCCCCCUGGGGUUGGUGACCUGGGUGUGCCGCUCGCCUGCUCUGUGGCCUGCUUUGCCCUCCUGUUAAGUGGACACGGUGCUGCCCAUCCUGGCCACGUGGGCACCAGUGGUGUGGCUCCCAUCCUGGGGGAGGGCAGCCAGGCUGUGGACCCAGAGGCCUUCCUCAGGAGGAGGCCCGGGGGAAGGGGCUGGCCAAAGUCCCUGACUUUGAGGCAGGUGUUUGUCUCCACUGAGUCCAUAGUCAACCCAGGUGUGUCACUUCCCUGCUCUGUUCGUUGCUGUUUUCUGAUUUUUAUAAAUGCUUAUUUUAACUUGAAUUUGAGAUUGAUCCCUGUUCAGUUCCAUGUGGAAAAUUUCUAGCCUUUGUAGCCUUCUGUUGUCUGAGGGUUCUUGUUAGAGCUCAGGGGAGGGAGCCCAGUUUAUCCAGCUGCUGUUAAACGAGUUCAGCUGCAUUUUGCACUGUCACUUUGUUGUCACCAAGCUCCCGUGGGACUGCACAGGAUCAGUAUUCUUUACAGAAUCCCACUAAAAAGGCACAGGUUAGUUGGUUAAAACAGCACACUCAUUGUUUAUAAAAAUACAUGCCAUGCAUGUCUCCUAAAACCUCCCCUGGCUUAACCACACACCCAGAUGUAUGAGUGAGACCUGUCUGGACCCUGAGGGGUUAAUCUGUCCCCACACUGUUGCCACCACUGUCUUUCCUGUCCUCACACCCAGGACCAGCAGAAAAGCUGGGAGUCCAGGAGAGAUCAUCUCUCUUUUUGUUUUUUUUAAUUCGUUUGUUUUUUAGCUGAAAGAUAAUUGCUUUACAGAAUUUUCUUUUCUGUCAAACCUCAACAUGAAUCAGCCAUAGGUACCCAUAUAUCUCCUCCCUUUUGAACCUCCCACCCCUCUAGGGUGAUACAAGAUCAUCUCUUAGUGAAGACCAGGGGGUGCUUUAUGGAAACCACUGUGAGCGAAUGACACUCGAACUGCCUCUGCCAGCUUUACGGGAAGAGGUAGGAGAUGACAAGACCGCCAUCAAAUGUGAAACCUCGACCCUCGCCUGGCCGCGGUCCCUUCGGCUGGGCCGCCUGCACACGGGGGCGCUGCGCACAGCCACCCACGAGGACCUCAGGGACGCCCACAACUCGACAGGCUCUCAGGACAACCCCGGGAACAACCCCAGCAGCAGCACCAGCAGGCAGGACUCGCUGCACAAAGCCCCAAAGAAAAAGGGCAUCAAUCAAGUCCUCCAUCAGCUGCUUGUUUCGCAAGAAGGAAAAGGGCCGGCUGAACACCCCAACAAGGAGGCAUUAGGACCAGGUGGGUGCUUCACCGUUCAGAGGGAGGAGGGCCUGCAGGCAUCUCCCUUCUGUGUCUCCCCUGUUGUCCCCACGAGGCUCCAGUCACUCACGCUGGGAGUCCUCCUGGGAGCAGGAGCGGAAGAGGGGUCUGUCUUCUCAAUGAGUCUGAGAUGAUCAGAUGAGUUAACGAGUGGAUGGAUGGAUUGAUUAGUGAGUGGUGGAUGGAUGAACAGAUGGCUGGCUGGCUGGGUGGAUGGACGGAGCAUGGAAUGAAUAAAGCAGAUGAUUGUACUCCAAUGCUAGAAACAUAUUGUACGAAAUUGAUUGAAUAGGAGCUGGGCAAUGAUUGUUUCCUCCUAACAGUGACACGUGUUUGGAAACUGCCUAAGUGCUCAUCAGUGAGGGGUGAAGUACAAUCUGUGGACACCCCAAAAGGAAUAGCCCGCCCUCCUUCCUGCCACCUUCCCCAUCCCAGGAGCUCAUCAGGGGUUCUGCCCAUGCCCCCACCCCACCCCACAGCCACACAGGUCCUCCUGGGGUCCCCUCAUCACACAGGGUUAUCACUAGGCCCUCAUCUCACUUGGCUUCAUCUUCUUGAAGACAGGAUAUGUUCCUGCCUCUUCAGCCACAAAUUUGUUGAGUCUUAUUUGUGCUGGGUGUGGGAUUUACAGGGGUAAGUAAAGCAGAUGUGAUCUGGAGCACAGUUAAGUGACAAGAGAGAAAAAGGAGCAGGUUAUUAAAUGCGAUCCCUAUUAUUAAUAUAUACAACGCUGCGAUGGAUGGUGCAUUGAUUAUAUACCAGAUGCUGUGUGUGCCCCUUCCCAAGCAGGUGUUGCCCCCUCACAAUUUACAGAGGAGGACACGGUGAACGGUCACACGGUCAGGGAGUGGUGAGGGCAGGUUCACACCCACGCAGCGGGACCAGGCAUUUUGCCAAACCACAGCCACCUCUCUGGUGGAUGCCACCGGAAUGAGAUGGUUCUAUGGCAUGAUGAUUCAAUGGACGUAAGUUGGAGCAAAUUCCAGGAGAUAGUGAAGGACAGGAAAGCCUGGAGUGCUGCAGUCCACAGAGUGGCAAAGAGGGGGACACACCUGAGUGGCUGAACUAAAACCUGAGUGUGUGCUAACUUGCUUCAGUCGUGACUGACUCUGAGACCCCAGGGACUGUAGAACACUAGCUCCUCUGUCCAUGGGAUUCUCCAGGCGAGAAUACUGGAGUGGGUUGCCAUUUCCUUCUCCAGGGGAUCUUCCCGACCCAGGGAUCAAACCCCAGUCUCCUGCGGGCGGAUGCCUUGCCAUCUAAACCAGGACACUGCUAAUUCCCUAGGCAAAAUACAAAGAAAAGAGCUCAUGUUCUACCAAGUGGAAAGAUGAUUUAAGAAACAGAAGGUGUCCUUUGUUGGUAUCUUUGAAUCUUUCUUUAGAUUUCGUUGAUUUUUACUAUUAAGCGUACUUGAACAAGGCAAGAGAGAAACCCCAGAACUGAAAAGCAAUUGACUUUUUUGAAAGAAACCUGUGCAGGUUAAGCACUCUUCGUUUUUGAGAGAUGGUGAAAUGCAAAAUCUUGAUUCAACACAUAUGACUUUGGUGAACUUUAUUUCAAAUCUCCAUGAUGAACCCUAAGGCGUCCAGGAAGAAAGGAGUAGAGCGGGAGACAAAAAGAGCAACCUUUCCCCUUGGCGCCAUCCCAACCAGCUGCUUAGUUCCUUCAUCUCAUGGACUACCAUCUGGGCUUAUCUG
Molecule: messenger RNA, 4817 nt
Organism: Bubalus bubalis (water buffalo)
Lineage: Eukaryota; Metazoa; Chordata; Mammalia; Artiodactyla; Bovidae
Product: liprin-alpha-1-like
Exons: 3
Coding region: 2751-3251 (166 amino acids)
Source: RefSeq, a predicted model, not a curated record